Molecule: messenger RNA, 4218 nt
Organism: Danio aesculapii
Lineage: Eukaryota; Metazoa; Chordata; Actinopteri; Cypriniformes; Danionidae
Product: otoancorin-like
Biological process (GO): cell-matrix adhesion
Cellular component (GO): cell surface
Source: RefSeq, a predicted model, not a curated record
GAAUGAUUCUAGUGUGCACCUGUUCAGCUUCAGUACACACCUGUUACCUCAGCAUCACCUGGUUCAUCUGGAGAAAGAGAACAGCAUGAUGGGGUUUUAUAGAGAGGUUUUCAUCCUCUCUUUACUAGUCCAGUUGGCUGCAGUAAUGUCCCAAGAUAUGAUGGCAUCACACAUGCUUAAUAGUAACCAGUCAACAAUAGGCUUUCCAAGACUACCUGCAGACUUUAGGGAAAUGGCCAAGAAACUGAUGAUCACAUGCUCCAACAAAGGUUACCAAAUGCCUGCAAUGAACUACACACAGAACAGCUCUCAUGCACAGAUGAUGGAGAGUCCUGUGCCUGUGUUUUUGGAGCUUCUCUCCUCAAUGCCUCUCUCAUCUCACUCUCGCCCCAAUAUGAAGCCCAAUGACACGGCAGAGGAACAGGAAAUGACUAGGAGCUUUGCUGAGAAGAUGCGGAACUGCACCAACAUGGGCCAUAUGAUUGAGUUCAUGAGGAAUGCUACGGAGGGUUCUCGUUGUUUCAUGCGGGCUUUCUUGGCACCACUUUCCUGGACAACCAUCAUGCAGAAUGGAACAGAUCUUCUUAAAGAGGACCUAACAAAGCUUUUAUGGGCGGCUAAACCUUUUUUGGAAACAAUGCCUCCAUCUAGCUUUGUGCUGCCAGCUUUUACACAAAACUCUCAACUGGCUGAAAUGAUGAAGGUGUUUAGUGAGGUGUUUGCUGUUCUGUCUGAGCAACAGAAGAAUGAAAUCAUAGGAUGGGUCAAAGAGAGAAAUGCACAAAAUGAAUUUAAUUGCCAUCUGAGAGCUCCCACCACCACCAGUAGUCAGCAGGAAAAACCUGCCAAUCAAAGUGGCCUAUUGGUCAAGAUGAUGGAUAUGAUGAGCAAACCAAGUGCUGAAGUGGCUAAACCUUCUGUGAUGAACGUUUCAACACCAGUUCAUACUGUUUGUCCUGCCAAAAUGCUCUGGCUGAAAGCUAGAAUGUUGUCAAUGAUGGGACCUUUUCUGUCCAGCCUUCCCAUCGAGGAAGUAAAAAACAUCCCAAAAGAAGAGCUAUGUGAUUUUUUCAGGACUCCAGAUUUCCCUCCAUCAUUUCAGAAUGUUACUGGAAUGAAACCUGUUCUGGGUCGGACACUUUUCCAGCGUUUGAAACAAGAGUGUUCCAUCAGCGACAAUUUCACUCAGAAUGUGGACAGACUAGGCUCUCUGGCUUGUUUCUUUGAUAGCGCACCGUCUCUGAAUCUGACUUUUAGCAGAAAACUGCUGUCUCAGAUUGAUGCCUGCAGCAACCUGGAGGUAGACAAGGUCAAGAGACAGCUGGUACAGAACAUUCUGGAGAAAGAUGACAGCUCCUCCUCUGAGCUUCUUCAGUCUCUGGGGUCAUCAGUGUCUGCUCUUCCUCUCUCCAGACUGUCCCGCUUCAGCCCAGAGGACCUGAACAGCACCCUCAGCACCCUGAGUCAGGUCAAAUGGAGUCCAGCUCAAGCUACAGCUCUGGCAAAGAAAAUGCUGGAGACUGCCAAGAAUGUAAGUGGUGAGAAGCUGCUGUCUCUGGGUUCAGUGGUGAGAGGGGUUGCCAGUUCCCUCCUCAAAAAUGUGAAGACAGAAGGUCUGCUGGGAAACAAAGCCCUGGGAAAUAUGACUGAGAAAAUGUCCUCCCUGCAGAGAACAGCACUGCUGAAUGCGUUUCGUCGUGAUGUGAAUGCAUCUGAACUGGUCAAAGGGUUGCCAGAUUCCCUCCUUUCAUCUUUGUCUCUGUCCAUUUUGGAGAAGGCUGACCUGGGCUCUGUGGAUCAGCUUAAGGGACGAGGCUGGACUCGUGCUCAGUCAGUUUUCCUUUUGAAGAAGAUGAUGGGGAAUAAGAUCAACCUUGGCGAAUUAGGGAAACUGGGUCAGUCUGUGCAAGGUGUCACCUGUGAAAUGCUUGAGAAAUUCAACCGAACUGAUGCAUUGCAAAUGUCACAGGAGCUUAACAAAUCCUGCAUGUGGCUCUCCAGGACUCAGAUCCGCUGUGCAGCUCAAAAGCUCUUUGCGAGUCUGGAGGCACAGAGAGCAGGAUAUUUCAAUGACAUUAAAAACGCUGAGCUUCAGGCAAUCCCAGCUGUGCUGCUCAUCAAUCUACCAGUGGAGAAGAUUCAAAACCUGUCAGAUGCUGUGUGUCCUGCUUUCAUGGAGAAGAUGAAGGAUGUCAAUCUGUCCUCUCUGCCCAACAGUUCUCCAGCUCGCAGCGCACUUACUAAAAGAGCCAUCGGCUGCUUGAAGGGGAACGUGUCUAAUCUGACAGCCACAGAGGUCUUGACUCUCGGCCCUUUGGUGUGUGAACUGGACCCAGUCUGGAUCUCUUCUCUGAACCCUACGGCUCGCAACGCCACACUGCAGGCUCUGGCAUCCUGUCAGUACAUCCAGCAACAGAACAGACAGGAUCUGUUUAAACUGCUUAUCGCAACCUAUGGGGAUCCUGCUUACUGGUCAGAAGAAGACGUCAGGGCAAUUGGGCCACUUUUGUUUCUUAAUGACACGGCUGUUGAGAAGCUGCCAUCCAAAAGUUGGUUGAAGUUAUAUCUGUCAGAGCUGGACAGUUUGUCCAGUCAGCCUGUGGUUCCUCCACCAAAGGAAUUCAGCUCCUGGUUUGAUCUCGCUGCACUCCGCCAACUUUUUGAGCUCAAAACGAGUAGCGCUCUACUAAGCCGCAGGAAGCGUGCAGGUUUGUGUGCCACAACAGAGCUUACUCUUGCAAAUAUUGAGGACUUAAAACAGGGGAAUGUUUACUGGACUGCCACUCAGUUUAGCAAAAUGGCUGUGCAAAUCUAAGAUGCUGUGCCAACAUUAGGAGAGAUAAACAACUACAGCACAGAACAACUAACUGCACUCAAAGCAAAACAAAAUCGUGUCUAUGGUGUGUUACAGGCAUGGGGUUCUGUGUCCAUGUUGAACGAGUCCCUUAUUUCUAAUCUUGGCUGCAUCUGCCAGAGCUUUAGCGCAGAAGAGCUUGGAAACCUCAGCAUUGCCUCGCUGGACACACUGGAGAUACUGGCCAACUGUAACUUCACACAGACACAGCGGGCAGCAAUCUGGCAGGCUUUUCAAAGGGCGACUGGAAUUAAUGUGUCUGGUCUUGGAGAGAUGGAGACAGCUGGUCUGGGACAGUUUAUCUGUGGUCUACAACCUGCCCAGAUUGAUCAGCUCAAUCCUCUCAGCUUUAGGGAAGCAGUAGAGGCGGUGGGUCGCACUUCAUGUCCACUGAACAUUUUGGAUCGUCUCAAGGAAAAGGCAGUGGCUGUGUUUGGAAAGCCAGAGAACUGGACUGAAGCUCAUACCUGCAUAAUGGGGAACAUCAUUGCUGGUUUAAACGCUGUUGAGAUCAGCCGUCUAAAUUCAACCAUCUUGCCAUUCAUUCAGCCUUCUGCAAUUCCUCUCAUACCCGUGGAUCGUUUGGCUGCGCUGUCAGUCAGCCAGCUGAAGGCCUUGGGUCCUGAUAAUGCUGCGAUGGUAACAGAUGCUCAGCGCGGGGGGCUGAAAGUGGAUCAGAGGGCUGCGCUGGAUGAAGCGGUGGGUUUGAAGACCGCACGUGCUGACGUGCCCACUGGAACCGCCAAUGGAAACUCCACUGGAAACUCAAAUCCAAGCUCUGGUGGAUCAGGAGCACAGCCACUGAAAGGAGGCGCCACAGUAGAGACCAUGGCAGGAUCCGUCCUCCUCGUGCAGGUCAUUGUGCUGGUGUUGAUCGGAUAUAUUUUCUAAAGUAAGGAAGGGUCAAAGGUUGAAACACUCAGAGGCUGAUGAUCAACCAGUAAUGCAGUAGAUUAGCGUCUGGCCUUUUAAGAAAUGUUAUGAUUGCUAUAUUCAAAGGUCAUUGAUGGCUCAUUUAAACUCAUGCUAAAGCCAAAGAUAGUACGAUAGAGAUGGUGGUUUGAUUAAAAACUUAGUCUAGCCCAUCUUUAACUAUUGAAAUGUAUUUUAGAGAGAAACUAUAUUUGAUAAUACUGCUAUUUAGAUCAUUUCAAAUGCAAAUGACCUGCUAUUAUUCUAUGAGAGACAUUAAACACUGUGCACAAAUCAUUAUAAUGUAUCAAAGGUGUAGUUUUACUACCAAUUAUUGAAUUCUAGUCAAAUGUUUGUAUAUAAAAUGGUGGUUUUCAACAUUUUUUUUGCAGGAAACCCCUAUAUGAACUUUCAAAUUCCUUAAUGAACACUCAGAUGCUUAAUAAAAAUCU